UGUGCACUUGUUCCUGUACGAUGAAAACAAAUAAGCUUCUAUGCGUGAAUAAAAGAUAGUACAUAACAUUACAUGUUAUAUAGAGACCGUAUUGUGUUUUUAAUACAUUCUGCAAAAUUGAUGUUACCAGUUAUCUUGGGAAAUAUAUACAAAUAUAACAUAUAUAGAUCAUUCUCGUAAAAUACAAGGUAUCUAGAUUUUGAAGCGAGAAGUAGAAUGAUAUAAAAAGAACAGUUUGAUCGAUCUUAACUGUCAUAUUAAUUCAACUAUGGAUCUAUCGUUAGUGCCAGAAAUUUUUAUUAUUAUUUUUACUUUGAUUGUUAUUGUCGCGCUGGUGUUGCUAUGUAUGUCCGCACAACACAAAUGCUCAGUAACUUUUAUCAGCAUUCUUAUUGUUGAAUAUGCAUUUGAAGUGCUCCGUUUUUUAUAUUUUGUUAAAAUUUACUGGAAUAGAACAGAUUUUUUCUUGUUUGGUCUUCCUAUCAGAAGUAUGCCUACAGUUUCGAUGAUGUGUUCCGUACUACUCGGCACAAUUAUAUUAUCAUCCGUUUCAUUUAAAAAAUCGUUAGUAAAAGUCUUCUGUUUGAAUUACUUCUUUUUAUCGCUUAUAUUAAUUAUUAUAUGGAAUAAUUUCUUGGCGACAUGCUUGAUUGUUGAACAUCCUGACCAAACCAAACAAAUCUCCUGUGAGUCCUACCUGGAAGAUUCGAACCUCAUGGAUUACUACCAAUGCAUCAACGAUGAGUCAAGGAGUAAAUUACAUAUCUUUAACAAACCCCGACUUAAUACAGCUUUCUAUUGCUUUGAGAAUCGAACACCAUGGACUAGCAGUUACUUUCUCGAAUUUUUGCUAUUAUGCGUCCCGUCUUUUGCAGUACUUUAUGACAAAUUAUACAAAACGUCUUCAUUUUCAGAACUGAAGAAUUCUCCUUCAAAAGAAACAUGUUCCAUCUGUCGUUUCAACAUUUCACUUUUCAACCAUACAAUGGCCCGCGCCCUCUUUAUAAUUUGGUGCGUUAGACCGGCUUUUUUUUUAUUUAUUGCAUCCGGAUCUUUUCGUGCUACAUCUAUUUAUAUUGACUCAUUUAUCAUGAUAUCAUCAGCGACAUUUUUUAUUCUGGUUUUGAUUGACAUUCUAAAGUUCUAUCUUUUUCAUAAAAUAGACUUUAUGGUUGAUAAUGAAAGUGAAUAUAACGGCGUCAUUAAAAACUGUGGUCAACAAAAAGAGAAAUCCCUAGAUUGUGAGCAAAUUGAAUGCUAAGAAUAAGUUGUGAGCUAUAUGAAUGCUUAAAAUAGAUUUUGAGCAAAAUCAAUGCUUAGAAAAAAAUAACUUUCGGCAUGAUUUAGAUGUUAUAAGCAAGAACGUAACGCUUCCGUUGGUGCAUAAUAAGAAUUUUGAGUAUUAUAGAAAUAUAAAUAUAUAUAUAUAUUCACGUAUCCAUCAAAUAGUUUGUGCUUAUUUUCAUACCAAACGAUAUUGUGUCUAGUUGACUCGGUAUAAAUUGGAUGAGUAAUGUUAGGAAAAAAAGUAUAUUGUUUUCUUUUCAAGAGGUAUAUUUUAGCGGUUUUUAAUUAUUAGUACUCUAAGAUCUUGGUAUCUUAGAUAAGCAAUCUAAACAGUUCAUGGUAAAGCUCCUUUAAUAUAAUGAUCCUAUUGUAUUAUUUGUCAAAUAAUAAAUAAAAAAAAGCACAUUUACUUGCCUUUUACAUAGUAUAUAUAAAUUAUACACUACAAGCAAUGUAAAAUUGAAUCAUUUUAAUUACCUGUUUGUCAAACUAAAAAUUGAUUUUUAAUUUCAAAAAACGAAUUUUGUCACCAUAACAUCAUUAAUUAUGUUUUCAUAUAAUGGUAGCCUUGUGCAAAUUAAUGGGAUUUUUUAUGACAGAAUUGACUAGUUUAAGCAAAAAUGUACACUCAGAGCUUAGAGAUAUUUAACUGUGGAAGGUGGAACAUAACGUGGAAAAUGUGUAUAAUAUCAUUCUUUUGUUGUUAAUAUUUGACAUGUAUUAAGUUUGAACUGUAUUAUUGAGUAUUAUUUUUUUUU
Messenger RNA from Mytilus californianus (California mussel), 2045 nucleotides. RefSeq lists its product as uncharacterized. NCBI's taxonomy places the organism in Eukaryota, Metazoa, Mollusca, Bivalvia, Mytilida, Mytilidae. The transcript is spliced from 3 exons. The record is from RefSeq and is a predicted model, not a curated record. The coding region runs from base 269 to 1261 and encodes 330 amino acids.